Molecule: messenger RNA, 2090 nt
Organism: Ornithorhynchus anatinus (platypus)
Lineage: Eukaryota; Metazoa; Chordata; Mammalia; Monotremata; Ornithorhynchidae
Gene: NPDC1
Product: neural proliferation, differentiation and control 1
Exons: 9
Coding region: 237-1193 (318 amino acids)
Cellular component (GO): membrane
Source: RefSeq, a predicted model, not a curated record
CCCCGGCCUCCUUGGCGUCGUUGACCGGCUCUGCUCGGCCCGGCGGUGACUACGCCUCCUGCACCUUGCCGCAGCGGCCCGUCCGUCCAUCCGUCCAUCCAUCCGUCCAUCCAUCCGUCCAUCCGUCCAUCCAUCCAUCCGUCCGUCCGUCCGUCCCGGGCAUCCCCCCGGUGUGCGGCGCGGCGGGUGGGGCCCCGGGGGCCAUGUCCCCGCGGCGGCGGCGGCGGUGGUGAAGCAUGCCGCGGCCGCCCGCCCUCCUGCUCCUCGUCCUGCUGCUGCCCCCGCUCCUCCUCCGCCUCCUCCUCGCCGCCGCCGCCCGCACAGAUGGCGGCUGCCCCCGGAGCCUGGACUGCACUCUGCAGAGACGGGCGAUGUGCACGCCGGGCUCCCACACCUGCGGGUCCUGCCUCCGGGCCUUUGUGGAAGACGAGCAUGGCCUCUGCGUGCCCAGGAAGCAGCUGGCCGGAGGGAGGAUCCCAUCGCUUCCUAACCUAGAAGAAGAAAUCAACUUUCUCGCUGACGUGUUGUCUCGACAGGCGGUCCCCAGCCAGGAGAAGCCCCAUCCCGCAGAGCCAGCUGGAUCAGAGGCCACAGGUAAGGAGUCCAGGCUCCACCCUUCACACGGGAGACCCCUGCCUCAUUACCAGGGCUCACCUGGAGCCCCCACAGAGCACCCCACCCUGUCAUCCCGGCCCGUGAAGGUGAACCCCUUGGAAUCCCAUCAUCUUUCCAAUGAUAUCUUCGUCCUGGGGAUGAUCGUGGUCUGCACCGUCGCCGGCGCCUCGGCCCUGAUCGUGGCUGCUGCCUGUUGGUGCAGGCUGCAAAAGGAAAUCCGGCUAGCUCAGAAAACAGACUACCUGGCCCAGAAAGUGUCCAGCUCACCCGAGCGGGACAAGACCUCGCCGGGAGACAAGAAGCUGGCACAGAGUGCCCAGAUGUACCACUACCAGCACCAGAAGCAGCAGAUGCUGUCCAUGGAGAAAAAUAAAGAGGAGCCCCGGCAGGCGGACCCGGCCUCCUCGGAUGAGGAGAACGAAGACGGAGAUUUCACGGUGUACGAGUGUCCAGGCCUGGCCCCGACCGGAGAAAUGGAAGUGAGGAACCCGCUUUUUGAGGACUGGGCCCUGUCCCCGCCCCCCAAGACAUCGUCACCCCUGCCCACGGCUCCCGGACUCCAGACUGGACGGGACUGAGAGCAUCUAGACCGAGCUACUCCCGAGGAAGGGGUUGGAGAGGGGCUGAGAAGGGGGGAGGUCCCGCUCCCAGGCUGCUUCCCCCCCGCCCCCGCCCCCGCCCCUCGCUCCAUCCUUCAACAUGUUGUAAAAAUCCAAGGCCCAAAACCUUCUCCCACCCCGUGUCCUCCCAAGAGAACUGGCCAUCCCUGGGCCAUCCCAGGACCAUCCCCUGGCCAUUUCCGAGCCCGGGUCAUCCCCCGGGGCCAUCCCCGGCCAUCUCCAAGGUAGGCCUUCCUUCCCCCGCUCGGUAGGGUGAGAGCCUGGCUGUGGAGGUUAUUGGGUGGGGCCUUGUUCUUCAUUCCUGCCAUUUCUCUUUAUGUUUCCCGUACCCAGGGUAGGGAGGUCAGCGAGGAGGAGGUGGAAGGAGUGUGGGGCUGGAGAGUGCAGAGGGGAGCCAGACUCUCUGGGCUCCAGGUUUCAGGGGGAAGGGGUGGAGCUGUUCCUUGGUCUUUCUCACUUCCCCCUCAGGCAUCAGGCCGGAGGUGCCCUGACCACGCUCCAGGGCAAAGGGGAAUCAAGGCCAACCCCAGGCUCCAGCUUCCCUCCUUCAACGAGCCAGAUCCUGCCCCCAGCCGCCUCCCGCUUCCCCGCCCUGCCAUCCCGGAUCCAUCCCGGCUGGCCGGAACCUCGGCCCCAGGCCGGGACGGGAUCAGCAGGGCCCCAGUUCGGGGGUCUCGGGGGCAGACCUAACGGCUCUCUUCUGUACUUGUUCUUGGUGUGGAUUUCUGUUUUUGGUUUGUUGGGGUUUUUUUUCCCUUCCUAUACUCCCUCCACCACCCCCGACCCUGCUUCUUGUCCAUAUCGUAUUAAUAUUUGUUUGGAGAUGAAAUUUUAUUAAAAGAAUAUUUCAAACCA